CAAGCCUAGUUACAAAGCCACUUCAGCCAAAAGGAUAUUACGAAUAUAUUUCAAAAGAUUCAAAAAAAUAUAUUUGAAAAAUGCAUCUGAUGAAGGGAUUACUUGUGAUUGCCUGCCUGGCUGUGUUUGCCAAUGCCAAGCCCCAGAACUUCCAGGUCUUUGGCCGUCAGCGGGAUGAGCCCGUCGCCCAGGGACGCCUCAGCUCCACUCAGCUCACCGAUCUGAUCAACAGCCUGAAGGGCAGCAGCAGCAGCACCACCGCCGCCCCCACCACAACCACCACCGUUCCCACCACCACCACCGUCACGACCUCUCCCACCGCUCCCACCACCUCCACCGGCACCUCGACCUCGACCACCACCCCCACCACCACCGGCUCGGGAAGCGGCACCUCCCGCGGCUUCAACGACGACGAUGUUGAGGACGACGACGACGAGCAGGAGCACCAGGUGGCCGCCAACUUCCAGGAGGACGACGAUGAUCAGGAGCAGGAUGUGCAGGAAGCCGUCUACCAGCAGGCCGCCCGCUCCCAGUCCAACCGCCGCCGUCAGCUGGUGAAGGCUCGCCGUCAGCGCCAGCGCAUGCAGCAGCGAUUCCGUCGCCGCCAGCAACAGCAGAAGCGUCGCCGCCAGCAGCAGCAGCAGAAGCGCCGCCAGCAGCAGAAGCGUCGCCAGCAGCAGCGCCGCCGCCGCCAGCAGCAGCAGAAGCGUCGCCAGCGCCGCAACCGUCGCCAGAACAUGCGCCUUGUCCGCCGUUUCCGCCAGGCCACGCCCAACAGGAACCGCUCCAUCCGCAUUGCCGCCUAAGAAGGACUCGAGGAUAACCUCGCAGAGGAUCGA
Molecule: messenger RNA, 839 nt
Organism: Drosophila bipectinata
Lineage: Eukaryota; Metazoa; Arthropoda; Insecta; Diptera; Drosophilidae
Source: RefSeq, a predicted model, not a curated record